Molecule: messenger RNA, 987 nt
Organism: Beauveria bassiana ARSEF 2860
Lineage: Eukaryota; Fungi; Ascomycota; Sordariomycetes; Hypocreales; Cordycipitaceae
Product: geranylgeranyltransferase beta subunit
Exons: 2
Coding region: 1-987 (328 amino acids)
Biological process (GO): protein geranylgeranylation
Cellular component (GO): Rab-protein geranylgeranyltransferase complex
Molecular function (GO): Rab geranylgeranyltransferase activity
Source: RefSeq, a predicted model, not a curated record
AUGCCUCAGGUCACCAAGGCCACUGAGCCGCCGCAUUUAGCUACCGACGCUCAUGUCAAAUAUAUUCAAAGCCUCGAUACCAGGACUGACGAGGUUGAUUACUGGCUUACCGAGCACCUUCGUUUGAACGGUGUCUACUGGGGUCUAAACGCCCUGCAUCUCUUGCGCCGCCCCGAUGCGCUUCCUCGCCAAGAAACCAUAGACUUCAUCCUGUCGUGUCAGCAUGAAAGCGGCGGUUUUGGCGCUGCUCCGGGUCACGACGCGCACAUGCUCUCUACCGUCAGUGCUGUCCAGGUCUUGACUAUGGUAGACGGCCUCGAUGACCUUGAGGCGCGCGGUAAGGGUCAGGGCAAAGCACAAGUCGGAAAAUUCAUGGCCGACUUGCAGAAUCGCGAAACUGGCAGCUUUUUUGGCGACGAGUGGGGCGAGGAAGACACCCGGUUCCUGUACGGAGCUUUCAACGCUCUGUCACUGCUAAAAUUACUGCAUCUUGUCGAUAUUAAUAAGGCUGUCGACUUCAUCGUGAGCUGUACCAACUUUGACGGUGGCUUCGGUGCCAAGCCCGGCGCAGAAUCACACUCGGCGCAAAUCUUUACGUGCCUAGGCGCUCUCUCCAUCGCCAACCGUCUUGACCUCGUCGACAAGGAGAAGCUCGGUCGCUGGCUCAGCGAAAGACAACUACCCGGCGGUGGACUGAAUGGGAGGCCCGAAAAGUCGGAAGACGUAUGCUACAGCUGGUGGGUGCUGUCGAGCCUCGCCAUGAUUGAUCGCACACACUGGAUCGACCGUGAGGGGCUUAUCAACUUCAUUCUGAGCACGCAGGAUCUCGAGAAUGGAGGGUUCUCCGAUGCCCGCGGAAACAUGGUCGACAUCUUUCACACGUGCUUUGGGUUGGCUGGCCUGAGCCUCUUGGGAUAUCCUGACCUUGAGCCAGUAGACCCUCGAUACUGCAUGCCCAAGAAAAUUACGCAAAAAGCUCUGAGCUAA